UAAACGCGCGCCACCCCUCCGGAGCUUUGAAAGGCCAACAACGACCCCCAGAGCAGCAGGAAAAGCAGCAGACCAAAGUGCGAGAAGAACCAGCUCUCGUCUCGUGUGCUUUCCGUCCUGUGGAUCUAUUCCUCUCGACAAAACCCGACCGACAAGCAUGAGCUGCAGGCGCGGCGAGGAUCUGGCCGCGGCGGCGCGCCACCGGCAGGAGGACCACGACGACGAGCUGUUCGAGGCGGCCUCGUCGUCCGGCGAGGAGUCCGCCGACGAGGAAGACCGGUUCCCCGACCAGGAGAGUACUGCCCGGCGGCCGCCAGCCCCGCCGCAGCCGCUGCGGCGGAUGAACUCCGACAGCGUCUACGACAUGUCCGGCAUGACGGCCCAGCUCCCCGCCAAGAAGGGGCUGUCGAUGUACUACCAGGGCAAGUCGCAGUCGUUCGCGUGCAUGACCGAGGUGAGGAGCCUGGAGGACCUGCAGAAGAAGGAGAAGAAGAAGACGCCGCGCGCUCGCGGGGAGCAGAGUAGUAAUAAGAUGAAGCCCUGCAAGAGCUACGCCGCGCUGGGGGCCAUGGCCGGCAGCAACAAGGCGGCGGGUUCUUGCGCUAACCUGAGCCAGCUGAUGGACGGCAACGGCUUCAUGGCUGCUCCCCGGAUCCCUGUCAACGAGAACUGCUGCUACCGUCAGUAGGACAGGGGAUCGAGCGCUGUACUAGACGGAGUAGAUCGUAGGGAUGGAUGUUUUUUUGAUGGUGUUGAGAUCUCUUAAAUUUGUUCUGCUUGAUUGCCCGCUAGUAGCUCUUCUUGCGGGCAAUUUUUUGUUGCGGGCGCAUUUGUCUGUGGAUGAUUUAUGAGGUGUUCCUUGGCUCUGCCAUCAACCGGUAAACGUUUGAUGUUCAUCUUAAGACAUUUUAUCAGGCUGCGAUGUAAAUAUAUGGAGGAGUAUGUUCUAGUGCGAAAAA
Messenger RNA from Brachypodium distachyon (stiff brome), 959 nucleotides. RefSeq lists its product as uncharacterized. NCBI's taxonomy places the organism in Eukaryota, Viridiplantae, Streptophyta, Magnoliopsida, Poales, Poaceae. The transcript has 2 exons. Bases 158 to 688 code for a protein of 176 amino acids. The record is from RefSeq and is a predicted model, not a curated record.